Molecule: messenger RNA, 3117 nt
Organism: Bombus huntii
Lineage: Eukaryota; Metazoa; Arthropoda; Insecta; Hymenoptera; Apidae
Product: circumsporozoite protein-like
Exons: 4
Coding region: 1929-2876 (315 amino acids)
Source: RefSeq, a predicted model, not a curated record
GCAAAGUAAGAAUCUCAUGGCUUUCAUGGUUCUUGAAUGUCUGUUAUUGCUACGUAUGUAACUUGUGCGAUCUUCCUAUGUUUGUCGAAAUCGUCCGCGACUCCGUUAUUUAUACCCGAAAAAAAUCGUUAAAAUUAUCGACGAAGUAGUACCUAUCGUUAUAUCCUUCAUAUUGUCCACCAAAAGCACCAAAAGAAACAUUAAGAUAAACGUGUAAAUUCACCAAAAAAAAAAAAAAAAAAAAAAAAAAAUCAGUAAGUUACAGUCGAUAGUUUAGAACAAUAACAGAGUGAAAAGUGAGUAGGGCGCGAUUUAGAGUGAGAAUCAUUUUAGCGUUAGUUAUUAUUGUCGUUUCGUGUUUAUCUUUAAUACGUUUUGUAUCUGUCAAGCAUAAUUUUUGCUAAUUUAUCUUAUAUUUAAUAGCUACCUAUUUCUGCGAUAUCAAAAUUAUUACUUUUGUCUAUCAUAUUCGUUAUAUUGAACUACAUCGUGCAUAUCUAUAGCCCAUGUGUAAAGAAUAUUAAAAUGUCGAUUACGAAAAUGGAAAUAAGAUUCUUCCUUGAAGCUUAAAAAAUAAGCCUUUUAAAGCUUAAACGAUAUUCUGAAAUUAUAGAAUUACACGACUGCAUGUUUGAUAGAAAUAAAGCAAUCAUGGAAGUUGGCCUUCCAAGAAUUUUUCCGCAACCCUUGCCUAUAUAUGUAUAGGUAGAUGCCAGAAAUCGUUGUUUAAAGAUAAUAACGAGCAUAGAAGUCACCUGCUUGCCAUCGUUGUAUAUUGCAAUCGCACCUUUAGGUGCUUUUUUUUGCGUCUCGUAUACAUACGAUUCGAGGUUCGCCAAAUCUUAAUGAUCGUAUCACGUAAUCGCUGCAUCCCGAUAGCAUUAACCGAUGAGCGUCCACUUGUUGCUUAUUUCUUGGAGUGGAAUAUUACGAACGACAUAAAUAAGAUUGUAUAAGGAAAAUUAUUCAAAUUUCACUAAUAUCAAAUAUACGUGUAACAUGUACGGGGUAGUUAAUUUCGCCAUUAUUUUCAGUGACGUUAGAUCAAUCGUCGCAAUUAAUCGAAUAGUGAAGUAUAGUCAUUACUUAUCUUAUCACAUCGAUUCUAUCUUCUGUAUCUUAAUUAAAAAUUUUAUUCGUCCCGAGAUAAUCACCUAUUUUACUCGAUGUCUUAUCGAAUUAUAAAAGAAAUGUUUCCAUUAUAUUUUUUGACAACUGACGAUAAUAGAAUAUGAAAUAUAAAACAGAUAUUGCUCGAAAAAUAGUUAUUCCAACAACUGUGGUAAAUUAAAUCUAAUUAAAAAGAAAUUAAAUAGAUCAGAUAGAACAAAAUUGAACAGUGACGAAUAUUUAACUUUUUACUUGAAUAUCAGUAUCUCACCGUCUAAAAGUUCUUUUCUCUUUUAUUUGCUCGAAUAUCGCACUUAAAAAGAUAAUAAUAUGUAGAAUGUAUAAGAUAUAGAUACGAUUGAAUAAAUUGUGUCUUGUAAUAUUUGAAGUAAUGUUUUACUUCAUACGUUUGAUCAUUUAAACGGAUCAUCCCAUUAUACGAUUUAUGGUAUACGUAGUUGUAAAAUUGCGCAAAAUUAAUAUCAUUUAUAGAAUGAAGACUGAUUCAUGAUUCACAAGCAACGAUACUUCGUUUCUUUGAUCCGUUGAAAAAUACAAUUUCCUUUCCGCCAAUGAGGUCAGUACGAUAAAGAAAUAGACACAGAUAACGAGGAACAAGAAAUUAACGGCAUAUGAUUUUUUAUACGUUAAUCGCGUAUCUUGUCAAGGUAGUGAUAUUGAUUGAAGAUAUCUAUCCCGAUAAGGGUGAAGUUUCCAUGAUAAGCCAGCAAAGGGUAUUUCUACACCUCCAAGCUUUUCAGCAUUCGUGGAUGAACAUUCGUAGCAUCGACGUGAAUUAAAUAGUUAUAGCAAGAAACAUGAGAGUGCACGAAUUUUUAAUAAUCUUGUUCACGAUCGGACUCGUUGCCUCGCAAUCGGGGGAACGAACGCUCAAGUGCUUCAAAUGCGACGGCGAUUCAUGUAAAGAACAGAAAGUUUCCACGGAAACGUGCAAGAUAAAUCCUCCAGACACGAAUACAACCCCAACUGUACCAUCGGCUGAACCAUCGACUGAACCAUCGACUCAACCAUCGGCUGAACCAUCGGCUGAACCAUCGGCUGAACCAUCGGCUGAACCAUCGGCUGAACCAUCGGCUGAACCAUCGGCUGAACCAUCGACUGAACCAUCGGCUGAACCAUCGACUGAACCAUCGGCUGAACCAUCGGCUGAACCAUCGGCUGAACCAUCGGCUGAACCAUCGGCUGAACCAUCGGCUGAACCAUCGGCUGAACCAUCGGCUGAACCAUCGGCUGAACCAUCGGCUGAACCAUCGGCUGAACCAUCGGCUGAACCAUCGGCUGAACCAUCGGCUGAACCAUCGGCUGAACCAUCGGCUGAACCAUCGGCUGAACCAUCGGCUAAACCAUCGGCUGAACCAUCGGCUGAACCAUCAACGACCACGACUACAACAAGAGUAAAUACUACAGCCAAGAAUAAAUCAACGGUCACGGCUUCAGUCACGACUAACUCAAUGACCAACGCUUCAGCCAAGAAACUUGACAUGAAUACUGAUAGAAAGCGUAGAAGUGUAAUCGGUCGGUUCCCACGAAUACAGUCCGUUAAUGACAACGUUACAUAUCACUGUUAUUUAAAAAUUGAGAAUGGCACGGAAUCCAGGGGUUGUACCACGGAAGAUGAUUUCUGCAAAAAUAACAGUUCUACAUGUAAACUCUGCGAAACGGACGAAUGCAAUUCAGCAACGUCAACUGUUGUAUUUACAUCUAUGAUUUUCUCUUUGGCAGUAAUCCUAUUAUUUGUAAGAUAAACUAAUAGUUUUCUUAUCGUGAAGCCACCUUUUUUAACAACAACAAUCAACAAUGCCUCAGCAACGAUCAACUAGAUUUUUCCAUUUCUUCUUGAUAAAAAAAAGACAUUGUAUCGAACGGACAUAGAGUUUUAUAAAUUUAACAGUAAGAAAGAAGUGGGAUUCUAUUGACAAUUAUAACUAAAAUAACAUAUUGUACAUAUAUCUAUAAAGUUGUAAAAUAAAAGCUUUAUUUAUGUAA